Messenger RNA from Drosophila busckii, 1415 nucleotides. Its product is annotated as zinc carboxypeptidase. Bases 47 to 1333 code for a protein of 428 amino acids. Gene Ontology annotation, biological process: proteolysis. The record is from RefSeq and is a predicted model, not a curated record. Gene Ontology annotation, molecular function: metallocarboxypeptidase activity; zinc ion binding. The transcript is spliced from 4 exons. Lineage: Eukaryota; Metazoa; Arthropoda; Insecta; Diptera; Drosophilidae.
CGAGCGUUCUCAGUAAAACAAACACGCGUCUCAAAAGGAAACCAAGAUGAAAGCGACGCUUCAGCUGGUCGCACUGCUGCUGCUGUGCGUGGCAGCAAUAGCGCUGGCCAGAGUGCCACACUCAAAGCCCAUGGCCGCGCGCUACGAUAACUUCAAAGUGUACAAAGCUUUUAUCAGCGAUAAGCAGCAGCUGGAGGAGUUUAAAAAAAUCCAUCACCACCUGCAAAUUUACGCUUUAAAUGAAAUUGGCGGCGCCAAUCGUAGCUACGAUGUUAUAGUUGGGCCAGCACAUCAAAAGUCCUUCGAGGAAACACUCAAGUUUCUAGAAAUCGCCUACGAAUUACUUGUUGAGGAUUUGCAAGCUUUGUUAGAUCAAACUGCUUAUGAUGACGAUGACGAUAUGGACUGGGUUAACUAUCAUCCGCUUAACAAAAUCUAUGAUUGGCUGGAUGAGCAGUGCGCUGCACAUGAUUUUCUCGACUGCCAGGUCAUAGGCCACUCGCAUGAGGGUCGUGAAAUUAGAAGUAUUAAGCUAUCCAAGCGCGAGGGCAACAAAGCCAUCUUCAUAGAAGGCAACAUACAUGCCAUGGAGUGGAUCUCCUCAGCCACAGUCACCUUUGUGCUCAAUCAACUCAUCAAUUCUGACGACGAGACUGUGCAACGCUUGAGCGAGGAGUACGAUUGGAUUAUAGUGCCCAUGGUUAAUCCGGAUGGCUUUGUUUACACGCAUGAGGUCGAGCGCUUGUGGCGCAAGAAUCGCCGUCCCAAUGGCUAUAGAAACAUCACCGGCGACUGCAUUGGCAUUGAUAUGAAUCGCAAUUUCGACUCUCAUUGGGAGGCUGCUGGCUGGAAUAUUGAGGAUCCGUGUGAUCAUUGGUUCGGCGGCGAUGAGCCCAACAGCGAGGUGGAGAUUCUGUCGCUGCAAGAGUUUGUCAACUCUUUUGAGCCGGACUACAUACGCGCCUACAUGGCGUUCCAUGCCUAUGGACAGUAUGUGCUGCUGCCUUAUGGUCACACCAACACCGAAUUUCCGCCCAACUAUGACCAAAUGAUGCGCAUCGCUGAAGCUUUUGCAGCUGGCGCUGUUGAAGCAUACGGCUCAGAGUUUACCUAUGGUGCUAGCGGCUUACUGAACUAUGUUGUGUCUGGCUCGGCUAAGGAUUGGGCCUAUGGUGUUAAAAAUAUUCCAUUCACCUGCACUGUAGAGCUGCGUGAUAAGGGCACUUAUGGCUUCUUCCUGCCAUCCAAUCAAAUAACGGAAGUUGGCAUUGAGGUCACCGAAGGUCUUAAAUCUCUCGUUGCCAAGGCACAAGAGGAAGGCAUUUUCGACUAAGGCUAGUUGAGUGCGCCCUGCGGCAAUUUGUUAUUUUAUAUGCACAACAGAAUUUUAAAUAACCUAUAUGAAUAAUACACUU